This is a messenger RNA of Schizosaccharomyces cryophilus OY26, 1013 nucleotides long. Its product is annotated as phosducin family protein. Gene Ontology annotation, biological process: protein folding. The record is from RefSeq and is a predicted model, not a curated record. The coding region runs from base 88 to 795 and encodes 235 amino acids. The transcript has 3 exons. NCBI's taxonomy places the organism in Eukaryota, Fungi, Ascomycota, Schizosaccharomycetes, Schizosaccharomycetales, Schizosaccharomycetaceae. Gene Ontology annotation, cellular component: cytoplasm.
AUAUACUCCAACCAAGGGAAUAUAAUACAAGUCAAAAAGGUGAAAGGAAGCAGCAGCAAAGCUCGUUUAGUAGAAACAGCGAUAUUCAUGGAUCCUAACGAAGAUACCGAGUGGAAUGAUAUAUUACGUUCCAAAGGGAUCUUACCCGAAAAAGAGCCCGAUGUAGACGAUGUGCUGGACGAUGCAUUAGUAGAUGCCAAGGAGCUUGCACACGAAAAUCGGUUAGAAAAGAAAACACUAGACGAACUUGAUGAGCUAGAAGAUGAAGAGGAUGAUGAAUUUCUUCAGAUCUACCGAAAUAAGCGUGUUGAGGAAUGGAAACAGAAAAUGUCAAAAGCGAAGUUUGGCUCGGUUUACCCAAUUUCCAAGCCCGAAUAUACUCAAGAAGUUACAGAAGACAGUAAAAAUGUAUUCGUGGUUGUCCAUAUGUUUCAAGAUUCUAUCCCCGCCUGUAAGCUAUUAAAUGGCAUCCUUGAGCGUUUAGCUCCCAUGUACCCACAAAUCAAGUUUGUGAAAAUUUCCGGCAAGCAAGCAGUCGAAAACUAUCCCGAUAUCAUGAUGCCUACUUUGCUUGUGUAUGGACACGGUGACUUGCAGCAGCAAUACUUAACAUUAGCAACUUUAGGAGGUAUGGGAACUACUGUUUUUGAUGUUGCAAAGGCUUUGGUUCAUGCUGGUGCACUUCGUGAAGAGGAUAUAGCUCCUCUUCGUGAAUCCAGUUCUCUAAACUUUGAAUCUGGUCGUCGUCACACCGAUGAUGCUGAUGAAGAGGAGGAUUUUGAUGAUUUUGAUUAAUUAAAAAAAGAAUUACAUUUCAUAUUCCGUCUGAACCUUGUAGACUUGUGAUUGCACUCAAUAGAAACUGACGCUUACACUACCUUUUGGUUCAUGCCAGUGAUCUCUUCAAAGAUUAAUUAACAUCUUUUGGAUCUCUUUAAUUUUUCUAUUUCUAGUAAUAGGUUAAUGCGUAAAAAGAACAGUAUAUAAAGAUAAAUACAAUCAAUGAUUCCAAC